Messenger RNA from Raphanus sativus (radish), 843 nucleotides. RefSeq lists its product as uncharacterized. Lineage: Eukaryota; Viridiplantae; Streptophyta; Magnoliopsida; Brassicales; Brassicaceae. The transcript has 2 exons. Bases 1 to 843 code for a protein of 280 amino acids. The record is from RefSeq and is a predicted model, not a curated record.
AUGCCAAACGAUCUGCACUCUGCGUUGAGAGCCAUGAUGAUUGAAGAUGAUGAGCCAAUCAAUCUUCCAGACGAACCCCGAUUCAAGGUGUUUGAGGAAAACUCCUUAAGUUUGCUUGGAAGACUACUCAACCCUGACUGCCAGUCGAUGUCGAGGAUGAUUGACGAGAUGCCGACUCACUGGAGAGUUGUGGGACGUGUUAGAGGGAUCGCUUUGUCAAGAGAAAAGUUCCAGUUCAUCUUCAAAAGGGAAGAGGAUCUCCAGAAUGUGUUAAACGACAGACCCUGGAACAUAUCGUGUAACUUCUACACGCUUGAUACGAUGCAUGCUUUGGCAAAGGCCAUCGGCUUUGUCAGAAAGAUUGCCUACGACCCGAAAGCCUCACAGAAGACAGACUUUAUCAGGGCUCUGGUGGAGUUUGACGUAGCGAAACCAGCGAGAGAAGAGAAGGUCCUUAAUGUCUCUGCUGACAAGAGUGUGAUCAUCUCCUAUGAGUAUGAGAAGCUUCGGAAAAAAUGCUUCCCCUGUUUCAGGCUCACCCAUGAGAAACCACAAUGUCCUUUGCUGAGGAAACAACAUCACCAGGAGCGAUCGAAUCAGAGAACUUGGAGAGGUGGAAGCUCUUCAGGUGACCACGUAAGGAAAGACACACAAGCCAAACCUCAGACUCAGGCCUUGCUGGAAGGGCCUUCAGGGUUUCCUCCUCUGUUUCCAGAGUUAUCAAAAGAGGAGCAAAAGAGUGCUCUCCUUUACAUCUCCCAUGAUGAUCCGACAGAAAAAGCUGCAAGGAUUGCAAGGGUGAAACUUCAUAUUGAGGAGCUGAAGGAUAAAGAUGGUGAGUAA